GGACACCAGCUAGUAAAGUCUGUGCUGCUAGCUGUCUGACAUGGGUUUUUUUUGGUAAUUUCAUCCGGUAGCUACAUGGCGUGAGUUUACAAGCGGAUUGAGUUUAAGUAAGUCAUCUGCCUGGACACAUCGCUAAGGGUUUCCACCAAGCUACCUCCAGCCAUGCCAUAUAUUAAAGCCUCUCAAAAAAAUCAGCCAUUCUCAACACUGCUGGAUAUCAAGUCACAGAAAUGUGGACUGCGGCACACAGUUUUCUCGGUCAAUGGAAACGAAUACACUGGAGAGUGGCAGGACAACAAGAAGCAUGGAAAGGGAACUCAGGUUUGGAAGAAGUCUGGUGCCAUUUAUAAUGGAGAGUGGAAAUUUGGGAAGCGUGAUGGAUAUGGUACUUACAGUGUACUACAAACAACCAAGGAGUAUGAAAGGAAGUACUGUGGAAGAUGGAAAAAUGGAAAGAAGCAUGGGUAUGGGGCAUACUUCUACAAUAACACAUCGGUUUAUGAAGGCGAGUGGAGUGAGGAUCAACGAAGUGGCUGGGGAAGAAUGUACUAUGAGAAUGGAGAUAUCUACGAGGGAGAGUGGGUGAAGGAUAAGAAUCAUGGACAGGGCAUCAUUCGAUUUGCAAAUGGAAACUGGUAUGAAGGCGCCUGGCAUGAUGGCAAGAAGAACGGUAAUGGAAAGUUCUACUAUUCUGACAAAGGCCAGCUUUAUGAAGGCUUUUGGGUGGAUGGAGCAGCAAAAUGUGGGACCCUGUCUGAUUUUGGGAGGGAUGAAGUACCAAACCCGACAAAGUAUCCAAUUCCACAGAUACACCUUGUGGAUAUGCAGUUGGUCCUAAGGGAAGCCCAUUCAGCCUACCUUGAUCAGUACUGAUGAACAACAAGAAGAGGAUCAACAGCUAGUCUCCACCCCACCAUACACACACAGACAAAAUAAAAAAAAAAAGAAAUUAUACUAAUCAGCAUAUCCAGUUUGUUGCAAUAUUUAAACCCAAAUCAACUCAUCUAAAUUUGAUCUGAUAUUUCAAAUGUGUUCAAAUGUAUAUUCAUAAACCUAGAAUGUUCUACAUGUGACUUGCAUAACCUGAGUCAGUGAUUGCAUGUGAGUUGCAAAGACAAUGUUAGAGAAACAAAGUUUU
Messenger RNA from Toxotes jaculatrix (banded archerfish), 1138 nucleotides. RefSeq names its product MORN repeat containing 3 (gene morn3). Bases 163 to 873 code for a protein of 236 amino acids. The record is from RefSeq and is a predicted model, not a curated record. NCBI's taxonomy places the organism in Eukaryota, Metazoa, Chordata, Actinopteri, Toxotidae. The transcript has 6 exons.